AUGGCUCAGGACUGGCAGGACUGCCCAACCCUGGGCCCUGUCUGGAAGCAUUGUGAAUCCUUUCAAAAGUCAGGGGCUUCUUGUGGACACUCAGACAUCUAUUAUCGGAGUCCUAUAGGAGACAAGAUUCGAAGCAAGGCUAAGCUGACUCAAUACUUAGGUCCUGCAUGUGAUCUCACCCUCUUUGACUUCAGACGAGGCAUCUUGUGCAACCCAGCUCCCAAGACCCAUCGCUUGCCUGUCCCCAGCAAGAAAAAGAAGCCUUCUAAACCAGUCAAGAUUAAGAAGCGUCAGGGUGGGCUGCAGAAGAGUGAUGUCAGGAAGGCGACCCUGCGGGCAGAGAAUAAGGCUGGCGCUGGCAGAGCUCCAGCGCGCUGUGAGAACUGUGGAAUCCACCUCCCAUGGAAUGAUAUCAGAAGGCAGAGGCUCAAGAUAUUAUGCAAAGACUGUAGAGAAAGAAUUGCCUUCAACCGAGAACAGAGAAUGUUUAAGAGAGUUGGCUGUGGAGAGUGUACAGCUUGCCUGGUGAAAGAAGACUGUGGGGUUUGCUCCAUCUGCCGCCUGCAGCUGCCCCAAGAUGUGGCCUCAGGGCUCUUCUGCAAGUGUGAGCAGAGACACUGCCUCCGGAUUGUGGAGAAGAGCCGAGGGUGUGGAGUGUGUCGGGGUUGUCAGAACCAAGAGGACUGUGGCUGUGGCCGAUUCUACCUUCUCCCUCCCCACCCUGGUAUCAAGCGCUGCUUGUGGCAUAAACGUGACCAUCUUAAGAGGGGCUCGAAGGUGGCUGCCCAGAGUCACUCCCAAGCUCAGUCAUUGCCUCCACUUCCUGCACCGCAGCACCAAGAGCCCACAGAGCUGCACAUCAGCGACCUAGUGCCCACAUCACCUAUUAAAAACAUUCAUUAA
Microtus oregoni (creeping vole) is the source of this 903-nucleotide messenger RNA. RefSeq names its product methyl-CpG-binding domain protein 1-like. The coding region runs from base 1 to 903 and encodes 300 amino acids. The record is from RefSeq and is a predicted model, not a curated record. NCBI's taxonomy places the organism in Eukaryota, Metazoa, Chordata, Mammalia, Rodentia, Cricetidae. The transcript has a single exon. Gene Ontology annotation, molecular function: DNA binding; zinc ion binding.